GUCGUUUUUAAUUUCUCAGCGCGUAAUUUAAUUUCAGAAUUUAAUCUUAUCAAACAUGUACUGCAAAUCGUCCAAACCUGUUACGUGGUGCCAUCAUAGUGUAACACUCGAUGAGUUGUUCAGUUUAGUAACACGGUACUUUUAUUCGACCCAGAAUGAGUUGCAACUUGUCUGAUGGACCAUUUCUCUUCGACUUUAGAAAGGAUCAACACUUUUUCAGUCUCCGUCAAUCGCAGCAAUUUGAAGUUUUUGACAUUUUCAACAGAACUGCUGAUUGAAUGUCACGAAAAUUAACUGACGUGAAAGUUUUGAAAGCAACUGUACAUACCUUACUAUACAAAAAUGAGUAAAACUUUUAUAACAAAUUAUGUAGCAUACUAAUAAGCUAUGAAUUUCGAAUUUAGGUAGGUACCUAAAAUCGCUAUCAAUUACUUGUUGAGCUAAAAACUAAGAUGAAGACAUAGACAUAUCACAAUGAAAAUAUUAAAAGUCAAACAUUAUUUUUGUGUCAUUUCAAAAUAUUCAGUGUUCUCAUACAAUCAUUACAUAAAAAUGGCUGAAGGUGGCAUGUCUUUAGAACAACAGUUCGUAAAUUUUUCAAAAUUUGGGGAUACGAAAUCUGACGGUAGGACCAUAACAUUAACACAAAUCGACAAAUGGUUAAAACAGGCACAGGUGAUAGGAAAAAAAAUUACAACUACGGAUACCGGGAUAUGUUUCAACAAAUUUAAGUCAAAAACGAUCGAUUGUCCCACUUUUAUAAAAUUUAUUGAAGAUCUAGCUCAGCAGAAAAGUAUUCCGCCUCCAGAAAUAAAAGACAAACUUGCUUCGUGCGGCUUGCCCGGAACAACAAAGGCGACCCAAUCUGUUAGUGUCGGAGCAGUUGACCGAUUGACGGACACUUCCAAAUAUACCGGCGCUCACAAAGAAAGGUUUGACGCUGAAGGGAAAGGUAAAGGAAUUUCUGGACGUGCCGAUGUCGCCGAUAAUUCAGGCUACGUCGGAGGAUAUAAAGGACAGAACACCUAUGAUAAAACUCAUUGAAGAAAGUUUAAAAAUAUUUUAUUUCAUAUCACUCGCCUUUACUCAUAC
This is a messenger RNA of Zophobas morio, 1092 nucleotides long. Its product is annotated as tubulin polymerization-promoting protein homolog. The transcript has 4 exons. Gene Ontology annotation, cellular component: microtubule. The record is from RefSeq and is a predicted model, not a curated record. Gene Ontology annotation, molecular function: tubulin binding. NCBI's taxonomy places the organism in Eukaryota, Metazoa, Arthropoda, Insecta, Coleoptera, Tenebrionidae. The coding region runs from base 475 to 1044 and encodes 189 amino acids. Gene Ontology annotation, biological process: microtubule bundle formation; positive regulation of protein polymerization; microtubule polymerization.